AUGCCAGUUUCUCAUUCAGGACUCUUCCCCGAGGACCUACGGGAAGCCCUGCCCACCCUCGCCGAGGCCAAAAAGCAGCGCAUUGUCCGGCGUCCUGGCGAUGUACUCCAAGCCCUUGAAUUAGAUUUUCGCAAGGCCCGAUCUGAUUUGGGAGACAUCCUAUGCCGAAGGACUCGCCAGCAAACCUCAUUCACAGUGGCAGAGGGGCUGCCUAUGUACAUGAAGUCCCUGCGCUGGGCGCUGGCAGUCAUGGCCGUGCUCCUGGCGGUGUCCACGGUUGCCAUUGUGGCCUUGGCCUCUAGAACAGGGGCCACGUGCCGGCCGUGCCCCCAGGGCUGGCUGUGGUCCGGGGAGCACUGCUAUUACCUCUCCGCUGAGGCCGAGGCCUGGGAGGCCAGCCAGGCUUUCUGCUUAGCCCACCACGCCACCCUCCCCCUGCUGAGCCACACCCAGAACUUCCUGAGCAGAUACCCGGUCACCAAGUCCUCCUGGGUGGGGGCCCGGCGAGGCCCCUAUGGCUGGCACUGGAUUGAUGGGGCCCCCCUGCAACCCCAACUACUCCCAGAGGAAGACAAGGACCAGCUGGACCUCCAGUGCGGGGGUCUGGAGGGAGGCAAGCUUGUGGCUUUGGACUGCGCCUCUUCAAGACCCUGGGUCUGCGCCAAGGGGACAGACUGACGGGUUCCGCCCACCUUGAGCCUGUUGGAGGCAUGCAGCCCCCGGGGAGGUCCAACCCUGGACGCUUCGUGUCUCCCUGCCUGAGCCAGCCUGGCAGCUGAGAGGCUUUCUGUGGCCUGGGGCCGAGUGCCCAUUACAGUCUCUAGUCUCCAGCUGCUAAAGCGGAUUUAUUUUGUGACCUUGGGAGGGUUUUUUUUUUUUAAUUUUUUUAAAGCAUUUCUGAGCCUUGGUCUCUCCCUCAUUAAAAUGGGCAUUUCCUCGUCCCUCACCUAUGUCAUCACACACACACCCUUUUGGUCCUGGAGGAACAGAAAAGGAUUAGCGAUCUCCGCUGAGCCCAGCCUGGUUCUCAAUGAGCCCAUGAAAUGAGUCUCCCAUUGUCGUGUGGCCGUGGAGUUUGACAGCAGGGACACCAUUGCUAUGCAUGCCAUUUCUGGGCAGCUGGACACAUGGCCGACACAGCUGACUACCAGUGUCACGGCAAGUGAGGAAGAGGAGGAGGGAGGUUCUGCAUUGAUGGCCAAGGCUGGGACAAGGCAGAGGACAGGGCCGCCUGGGAAGGAGGAGCCAAGGAAGCAUAUCCGCCCUCCCUGCACCUUGGUAGGUACAAGUUGCUGCACAGCAUGGGGUCCAAGUGAGAAAGAAAACUGGAGAAAUGUGGGGAUGUCCGAGACAGCUCGUCCACCCACAGCUGUGGGGACACCAGCCUGGAGAUGUCUGUGUCGGGGUUCAGGGAAGGGCUAGAGGGCCUGGAAGGGCUUGUUUAGUCUCCCCAGCCUGUACAGACCUACGACAGGGGACUUACACCUGUGUCUUAUCUUGGUGCCAAGCAUUCAGCAGAACACUUUCCUCUUUGAAGUCAGAUCACGUAUCCCAACCUUAGAGAGACCUCUAUCGGUCCAUUUAAACCAGCAUCUCGUACAGAAUGUACGGGCGCCUGGGAGAAGGGUGCGCUUGACAAGCAAUAAAAAUCAUAGAAACAU
Pteropus alecto (black flying fox) is the source of this 1661-nucleotide messenger RNA. RefSeq names its product killer cell lectin like receptor G2 (gene KLRG2). The record is from RefSeq and is a predicted model, not a curated record. Bases 1 to 678 code for a protein of 225 amino acids. The transcript has 6 exons. Lineage: Eukaryota; Metazoa; Chordata; Mammalia; Chiroptera; Pteropodidae.